UCAUGUGAUGGUCCUGCCCAAGUGAUUUAAGCUGCGGGAGCUCAGCGCUGAGUCACUCCGGUUUGUGGAACAGGGGCUCAGGGGUGUCCUGCCCGGUGGGGCUGGUGGCAGCAGCAUGGAGCAAGGACUGGUCGUUACUCAGCUGGACAUCCAGCCCGGGGAGUGCAUCAAGGUCAAAGGGAAGAUCCUGUCUGAUGCUAAAGGGUUUGCUGUGAACGUGGGAAAGGACAGCAGCACCCUCAUGCUGCAUUUCAACCCUCGCUUCAACUGCCACGGGGAUGUCAACACCGUUGUAUGCAAUUCUAAGGAGGAUGGCACCUGGGGUGAAGAGGACAGGAAGGCUGACUUUCCCUUCCAGCAAGGUGACAAAAUCGAGAUUUGCAUUUCCUACAAUGAAACGGAAGCAACGGUGAAGGUGCCCGAGGCAGAGUUCCAGUUUCCUAAUCGGCUGGGCAUGGAGAAAAUUGAAUACCUGGCUGUGGAGGGUGACUUUAAAGUUAAAGCCAUUAAGUUCAGCAAUGAGCUAUAGCUUGGUUUGUUUUGUGUUCUCCCCUGUGCUUAGUGAAAUAAACCCAAACUUGCAAUGGC
Messenger RNA from Falco peregrinus (peregrine falcon), 588 nucleotides. RefSeq names its product 16 kDa beta-galactoside-binding lectin. The transcript is spliced from 4 exons. Lineage: Eukaryota; Metazoa; Chordata; Aves; Falconiformes; Falconidae. Bases 116 to 529 code for a protein of 137 amino acids. Gene Ontology annotation, molecular function: laminin binding; carbohydrate binding. The record is from RefSeq and is a predicted model, not a curated record.